AUUUUAGCAAAAUAAAUAUGAUGAAACCUCAAAGUCUACAGAAAGGCAUUCCUUCAGAGAAAGCAGCAGGAAGCAUACCAAUAUCUGUGAAGAAACGAUCUGUAAAGAAUAUGUCUAAGAUAUUUGUGAUGAAGAAGUCUAAGAAAGCUCAGAAAUAGCGGUAAUAUUACAAGAAAAUUGAGCAUCUUCUCUCUUAAUUCAAGAAAUCACCUUGCAAAGUCAUGGAAUUCAGAAUCAAGCCAUAAGAGACUUCGUAAAACAAAGCAUACUUCUUCUGCUAAAAGAGGAGUAAAGAGAUUUCAAAGAAGAAACAUUAACACGAUUGAAAGGGUGAAACAAUUGGAGCAAAGACUCAAGAAAGAACAACUGGAAAAGCAGCUCAGCCUUUAUAACCAGCAAAGAAAAUAUUUCCAAAAGUACCUUAUCUGAAUGCAUAUACUGAAAACUGGUUUAAUGAAAUGAGUGUACCAUUUUUAUAGCCAAAUGUUGAAGAAGCCUAAGAAAAAGAGUAAUAAUAAAACCUACAGAAUUUUAUUACCCACUGGCUUAAUCAAAAGUGUAAAGAAACAAUUUAAAGAGGACGAUCUCAAAUCAGAAAGACUCCUUCUUUUCCAAUCACAGUAUAACUUGGUGAAAGAGAAGCAUCCAAAAUUUAAUUUGGAAAUUGACUCAAAAUCUUGAGCUAUUUCUUCCAGCAGGAAUUUUGAACAUAUAGAUGAGUGUCUGACAGAUGAAGAUGGCUCAAUGAAUUCUGAAGGUUCUGACUCAAAAAGAAUAUAAAUUGCAGAAGUUCAAAGGGACUGCCACAUAAUCACAAAACAAAUGAAUACGAGCUCCCUCUUCUAACUGAUCAAAGAAGGAGUGCAACCAGAACUUCUAAAAGACCUAAUAAACCUCCUUUGACUCCUGGGACCUCAACUAAGAAGCUACCAUCAAUUAAGAAAAAGUUUAAAGCUCGUAAUUUCAAAUCCAUAAGCAAGAGCAGUAGUGACAUAAGAUUCAACCUGAAAAAAAUCAAGGUCUUAAGUUCUUCUCACUCCAGACCUCAUAAAGAUACAUAA
This is a messenger RNA of Moneuplotes crassus, 1061 nucleotides long. The record is from the annotation of a GenBank genome assembly. NCBI's taxonomy places the organism in Eukaryota, Ciliophora, Spirotrichea, Euplotida, Euplotidae.